AAAAAAAUAUAUGGUGUCCUAACGCUGUCUUACGUCUUGUCCAGGAGUCUAUCAGCAUCCACCAAUAGGAACCGUGAGGACAGCUGGUUCAAGUCUCUGUUCGUCAGGAAGGUCGACCCCAGAAAGGAUGCCCACUCUCAACUACUGGCUAAGAAGGAAGACACCAACCUCUACAAAAUACAGUGUAGGUUAUCUCUCUCACUCACACACACUCAAGGGUUUGGUUGUGACGCCUGUGUGUCUACAUUACAAUGGCUUCAUUGUGGGGGUUUUUAACACAGGAUUAACAUAGAUUGAAAGGUGUUAGACUUUUUCCCCAGGCCACUGCCACACUGUUCCAUACCUAAACUCUUUCUCUUCUUUUACAGUUCACAAUGUCAAGCCCGAGUGCCUUGAUGCUUACAACAAACUUUGGUAAGAUACCCCUACCUCCAAACCAAACUUCAUCUUUAUUUAAAAGCAAAUAACACUCGAACAGCAGCAUUGUUAGACAAUGGAGAGUCUGUAGUAAAUGCUUUCGAAGAUGUGUGUGAUAAGGUUAGGACAGAGUCACCAAUGUUUACAGGGAUUGUUCGUAGGAUUGUCAACGAAUAUUUCAUUUUUGUUUUGUUAUGCGUGUCCUCAGUGAGGAGGUUCUGCCCUCCAUCAACGCUGACUCUCACUACCCCUGUGAGCUGCUUGGCACCUGGAACACAUGGUAUGGCGAGCAGGACCAGGCAGGUAAGGACACACAUACACACACAUACAGAGACACACUCAUAUACAUGCACACACACACACUCACCUCCUCUCUCUGUGUCCCAGUUCACCUGUGGAGAUAUCGGGGAGGCUACCCAGCCCUGACAGAGGUCAUGAACAAACUCCGGCAAAAUAAGGUUAGUAGGAAUGUUGGCUCACAAAUGUCACUAUAUAGGGUUUCUAUAAUGAAAAGUAAGAAAUUCCCGCACAGUACUUACAAUACUGUGGUCUACUUAUUACUUUGAAAGAAGCAGUCUGCAGGAAUUUCGUCUUUUGAAUCAUGUUAGGUAUACAUUACAACAAACCUGCAUAUAUCCAGAUUUGGGAGUGCAUUUCCUUUCCAGUUCUUGAACCAUUACAUGUGGUUUUGUAGGAGUUCAUGGAGUACAGGAAUGAGCGGGGGAAGAUGUUGCUGUCUCGUCGUAACCAGCUGCUGCUGGAGUUCAGCUUCUGGAACGAGCCCACCCCCCGCCCAGGACCCAACAUCUAUGAGCUCCGCUCAUACCAACUCAGGGUUAGACUGACUUUCUCCAUCUCUCUGUCUCACUUUAUCUCACUCACUCUAUAUGAUGUCUAAUACUCCUUCUCUUCUUCUUUCAGCCUGGAACUAUGAUUGAGUGGGGAAACUACUGGUAAGGCAUCUUUUUUCUUAUUGUUUUGUAGGUUUUGCAUAAAUGUCCUCCUUUUCAUUUAAUUUAUUCAAUGUCACUUUUCCUAGACACUGGUAGAGACAAUGUCACUUGGUUCCUUCUAUCAUGUAGUUGAUACACCUGUACGGUACCUCUGACCUGCACUUCCGUUGCAUGACGUCUUGAGCAUGACUGAAAAUGGACGAGGGGUUAUUAUGAAGUGAUUAUUCGAUAUGGCGACUUUAAGUAGAAUAUGCCUGCUGUAAUUUGUCAAUUCAAAUCACUGUUUGACAGAAUUGAAAUGACAGAACAACAAUAAGGUACAAUCUGCCUGUCAAAUCCUUUUACGUGGGGGACUGAACAGCGAUGCAGGAAAUUGGAUGAUUAAAGCAUUGCAUUGAUUAAAACAUGAAAUCGAUAACUCAAUGGUGAAAUUUAAAAAAGAUCUGUCUGAAGCAAGAUAGUGUGUUCAGCAAAAGGUAUCAUCAGCAUUCUCUCUGUGCUCUGUUGUAGUUAUUUAAUAAAGCGCAGGAUGAACAAAUGCUGUCAUAAGGCUGUUUUGAUUGGCUGCUGUGUGUCAUGUGACUGUGUAUGGCAGGGCUCGGGCCAUAGAGUUCCGGCAGCAGAACAGUGAGGCUGUGGGAGGGUUCUUCUCGCAGAUCGGCAGCCUCUACAUGGUGCAUCACCUCUGGGGUAAUACGAGACAACCACAAGAAUGACCCCUCUCUAUCACCGCUCUCUACAGUUUAUUUAGUAGGGUUCGCACAAGGUGCUUGAGGUGCUUAAAGUACUUGAAUUUGUCACUCUGAAAUUCAAGUACUGGAAUACCUUGAAAAUCAGACAUUUUCUCAAGUUGGUACUUCAACUAACCUCUACGGGAUCGGUGUCCCGUAUACGGGACGGUUGAGCUAACGUGCGCUAAUGUGAUUAGCAUGACUGUUGUAAGUAACAGCAAACUUUCCAGGACAUAGACAUGUCUUAUAUGGGCAGAAAGCUUAAAUUCUUGUUAAUCUAACUGCACUGUUCAAUUUACAGUAGCUAUUACAGUGAAAAAAUACCAUGCUAUUGUUUGAGGAGAGUGCACAACAACAAAAAACUUAUCACGGCAACUGAUUUGAUACAUUCACCUCUGAAGGUAAAUAAUGUACUUACAUUCAGUAAUCUUGCUCUGAUUUGUCAUCCUGAGGGUCCCAGAGAUAAAAUGUAGCAUAGUUUUGUUUGAUAAAAUCAAUUUUUAUAUUCAAAUGUAAGAACUGGGUUCUACAGUUUGAACCCUUGCUUUCUCUGGCUCCGCACCCACCCACCCCGCCCGGCCAUCUAGAUGUGUGAAAGUUAGUGUACAAGCUAAUGAUCCAUCAUGUAUGACAUUCCUGGAAGUGUAUAAACUUACAUUUUGUAUUACCAUAUCAUUUUUGUAUGUUCUCUAUAGUUAUGUAGUUGAAAAUGCAUCAAUUGACUAAUUCGGCACAUUUGGCCAGACUUGAUACAAAAUAGUCCUGUAUUGCAACGCUUCACUGGAUCAAUCUCAAACUUUGCACACACACUGUUUGGCCAUCUAGUGGCCAAAAUCUAAAUUGUGCCUAAACUGCAAUAUUUUAUUGUGGCCUUUCUCUUGCAUUUCAAAGAUGAAAAAAGGAAAUAGAAAACAAUUUUUUGUUUGUUUGUAUUAUCUUUUACCAGAUCUAAUGUGUUAUAUUCUCCUACAUUAAUUUCACAUUUCCACAAACUUCAAAGUGUUUCCUUUUAAAUGGUAUCAAGAAAAUGCAUAUCCUUGCUUCAGGUCCUGAGCUACAGGCAGUUAGAUUUCGGUGUCAUUUUAGGCGAAAAUUGAAAAAAAAAGGGUCCGAUCCUUAAAGAGGUUAAAAUGAGGAGAACAUUUUAGAAAUAUGUAUUGGUCUUAUUAAUUAAUUUCCAGGAUGACUACUGAGUUUUUUCUUCACGUAUUUCGCGCUGUGGCGCCAGGCGAGCUCGCUCAUUCCACCCACACUGCCACUCAGCCAGGCACAGAACUGACCUUUUUUGCAAAAAAUGCGUCAGACUUUAACAUUGCGAGCAUGGGUGAAUUGGCCCUGAAGAGCCACAUGAAGGGGGAAAGACACAACGCUGCAUCCUGCGCUGGUGCUAGUUCUACGUUGUAACUUUUUCUCUGCAACAAACUCCAGAGCUUUUUUUGCCAAUCGCCUUAUUCACGGGGCACCUGCGAUAUUCCGAUUUAUCAAGCGGCAGCCGUGCUCCUGCCGUUCUGGUAGCUGUUCACGUGCCGUUUUUCCUCACAUAGUUCUCCCGACCGGUAACACUAAAGCUGCCAGUCAGAAGCAAGACCCUUUUUAGUAGCUAUUAAGUAGUAGAUUCCCAAAUGCCCAAUAAAAACAGUCAUUAAGCUGGAAUUGUGUAGUAAUGCGAAUAGGAAAUGUCUGUUCACUAGUAGGCAUGUCAUCAGUGCUCAUCACUAGUCAAAUUACAAAAUCAUCAGUACUGACUUACCAUUCAUGUAUGUAGUAAAUAAGUACUGAAACAACAUAUUAUUGAGUAGAACUUGGAAGGUAGUGACGACUAGAAACAAUUGCACAAUAUGAACUAUUACAAAUUGGUCCUUGAAAAUAAUUAUUUUCUUAAGUCCUUGAAUUUGACUUGCCACUGUCAGAACAAACCCUGAUUUAGGGCAGUGUUUCUUAAUCCUGGUGCCUAAGCUUUACACACCUUAUUCAAAUAAUCAAUUAAUCAUCAAGACUUUGUGGAACCAGGUGUGUAGUACUAGGGCAAAAACUAAAAUGUCCACCCCUUUGGGUCCCCAGGACCAGGAUUAAGUAACACUGGGUGACAUGGAAAUGUACCUGGGACACAUUUUGUACCAACUCAAUUAUUAUAGUUUCAGAUGGGUUAUCCAACAUGUCUGGUUUGAAUUAAUGCCUUAUUUUGUUGAGUUGUACAUACACUGUACGUACUCAACAAAAUACAGUAUCAACAAAAUAACAAAUCAACUAUACAGCAUGGACAUUUCUCAGUGACUUUGAUAUGAAUGCUUUCUGUGUAUUGUCUGUUUCUAGCCUACAAAGACCUCCAGUCGAGAGAAGACACCAGAAACGCAGCUUGGCAACAUGACGGCUGGGAUGAGGUUGUCUAUUACACAGGUCAGUUGGCUCUCUUUCUGUGCAUCUCACUCUUGCUCUCUGUCCAUCCUUCUUCAAGCUAACAUAUGAAGCGCUGAAAGUGUAGUAAUAUGUUUAAGUGACCCUCUUCAUUCCUCUCCUCUGUCAGUUCCGCUGAUUCAGCACAUGGAGUCCAGAAUAAUGAUCCCCAUGAAGACCUCCCCUCUGAAGUAAGACCUCCCCUCUGAAGUAACCCCUACCCCUGCCAGCACCCAGGGGAGAUCCCGACUACCAAGCCCACCACCACACUGAUACAUAGAGAACGUAACUGACCAACAGAGUGUGCUCUCACUGUACUUCCAGGAGUUUCAGCAAUGACAUCCACAUGCUUGAGACUUCUGGUUUCACUUUGAUAUCCUUUUUGUUUUUGUCUUUCCUGUGUGGGCAUAAAAUGUCUUCGGUUAAAAACAGUCAAAAUGACAUGCGUACAGAAUGUAGAUAGUGGAGAUUUUAUCAUUAAUUGUAAAUGUCUAGUUGGACUGUGACUGUCCCAUACUGCUAGAUAGGGGGACGGGAUAGGAACGGUUUGUCAAUGUAUUAAAUGUGAAAUGCAGUGCUUUAUUAAGAUUAGUUGUACAUAUUGAAUUAAACUUCUGAUGAAAGAUAAGUCUCUCAAACUCUUUUUGCUAC
Molecule: messenger RNA, 5146 nt
Organism: Coregonus sp. 'balchen'
Lineage: Eukaryota; Metazoa; Chordata; Actinopteri; Salmoniformes; Salmonidae
Source: the annotation of a GenBank genome assembly